This is a messenger RNA of Orycteropus afer afer, 768 nucleotides long. Its product is annotated as lipocalin-15. The transcript has 7 exons. Gene Ontology annotation, molecular function: small molecule binding. NCBI's taxonomy places the organism in Eukaryota, Metazoa, Chordata, Mammalia, Tubulidentata, Orycteropodidae. Bases 1 to 768 code for a protein of 255 amino acids. The record is from RefSeq and is a predicted model, not a curated record.
AUGAGGAUGAGGCCCGCCCUCGCCCUGCUGGGCCCUGUCCUGGGGCUGUUCUGGGUGUCUGAAGCUCGGGCUGAGGUCCUGGUGCAGCCUGACUUUGAUGCCAAAAAGUUCUCAGGCCUCUGGUAUGUGGUGGCCAUGGCGUCAGACUGCAAGGUCUUCCUGGACAAGAAGGACCACAUGCUGAUGUCCACUCAGGCCAUCGAGGCCACUGAGGAAGGCGGCCUUCAUGUCCACAUGGAGUUCCCUUCGGCCGCCGGUUGUCACCAAGUGGACGCCGAGUACCUGAAGGUGGGCUCCGCUGGCCACUUCAGAGUCCCAGCCUUGGGCUUCCUGGACGUGCGCAUCACAGACACGGACUACGGCUCCUUCGCGGUGGUCUACAUCUACAAGGAGCUGGGGGGGGCCCUCAGCACCAUGGUGCAGCUGUACAGCCGGACCCAGGACGUGAGCCCCGAGGCCAUGAAGGCCUUCCAGGACUUCUACCCCACCGUGGGGCUUCCUGACAACAUGGUGGUCACUCUGCCCAAGUCAGAUAUCUGCUCCCCAGGGGCCCUGGCCACCACCAGUAAACUUUGGGUCUGUGGCUUCGCCUGUUGGGGCGUCUCCUGUGAGUGGGUACAGGGUGUGGCUUCUCUCAGCGCCACGUCUUCGGGGUUCUGCACGUGUGGGGAUGUCAUUUCUCCUUAUAGCUCAGUCAUCGGCCGUUGCCUGCACGGCCCGCACCGUGUGGAUCCUCCACACAAUGGACACGUGGGCUGGACGUUGUGA